Messenger RNA from Vigna unguiculata (cowpea), 932 nucleotides. Its product is annotated as transcription factor PRE6-like. Gene Ontology annotation, biological process: regulation of growth; regulation of DNA-templated transcription. Gene Ontology annotation, molecular function: protein dimerization activity. Lineage: Eukaryota; Viridiplantae; Streptophyta; Magnoliopsida; Fabales; Fabaceae. The record is from RefSeq and is a predicted model, not a curated record.
UUGUCCUCUUCAACUUCCAACACCCACUGACACAUUCUCUCACUCAUUUCUACCCUCUUCUCUCUCUCUUCAUACUUUUCAUCUCUCAAACUCAACUCAAACAACACCUGUUUUCUCCCUUCAAUAUUCCCCAAUUCUAUAUACCUACCUACCUAGCUUCCUUUUCUCACCCUGACAAAUUCACUUCCUAUUCCUCCCCUUUCUGAGGCACCCCAACCCCAAGAAGUAGUAGUUGCUACUUCCUCUACCCUCUACCCUCUACCCUAGCUAGCUUAGUUGUUAGUAGUUGAACUCAGUUAGUACUACUUCUCACUUCUCACUUCACAGGGCACACACGUUUUCUAUAUAUCUAUAUAUCUACCUCUUUUUCUUUCACUUAUCAUCACCAAAUCAACCACUAUUUCUGACACACUCAUCAUUCACACUACCUUUAAUUAACAAUGUCCUCCAGAAGAUCUCGUUCCAGACAAACGCCAGUUUCCACUCAGAUCACUGAUGCUCAGAUCACUGAUCUCGUUUCCAAGUUACAACACCUUAUCCCUGAGCUUCGCGCUAGACGUUCCGACAAGGUUUCAGCUUCUAAGGUGUUGCAGGAGACUUGCAACUACAUCAAAAGCUUGCACCGAGAGGUUGAUGACCUAAGUGACCGCUUGUCACAACUUUUGGCCACCACAGACUCCAACAGUGCCCAAGCAGCCAUUAUUAGGAGCUUACUUAUGUAAUAAUUAAUAUUCUAAUACUUAUCAUAGAGCUUUAAUCUUAUGUGUCGUGUGCAUGUCCAUGUUCAUUUUGGUUUUUCAGACCAAACCAAAAAGGUUACCAUGGGCUCCAUCUUCGCCCUUACCUACUUUCAUCAGACACUUUCUAUUCACUAUCAUCAAAUUGUAUUACUAUAAAUAAAAUGAACUUGCAUCUUCACCACCUUUCAUUUA